Pezoporus flaviventris is the source of this 1808-nucleotide messenger RNA. It is a transcript of the gene PLBD1, whose product is annotated as phospholipase B domain containing 1. Bases 81 to 1715 code for a protein of 544 amino acids. Lineage: Eukaryota; Metazoa; Chordata; Aves; Psittaciformes; Psittacidae. Gene Ontology annotation, cellular component: extracellular region. Gene Ontology annotation, molecular function: glycerophospholipase activity. The record is from RefSeq and is a predicted model, not a curated record. Gene Ontology annotation, biological process: phospholipid catabolic process. The transcript is spliced from 11 exons.
GCGGGACCUGCCCUGAGCAAGGGAACUUGUUAAAGUCCCGCCGCCCGCGGUACUCAGAGGAGGUGCGCGGUAGCAGCAGCAUGGUCCGGCUCGGUGGCGGCGUGUGCUGCUGCUGCUGGGGGCUUGUCCUGUUGUGGGCGGCGGCGGGGGGCAGAGCAGAAAUCCGCUAUGCAACUGUGUACUGGAAUAGAGCUGCAAAAACACUUCAGGUCAGGAAUAUGCUGGAUAGGCAUGGAGAUGCUUAUGGUUUCUACAACAACUCUAUACAGACAACAGGUUGGGGAGUUCUGGAGAUCAGAGCAGGCUAUGGCGGUCAGACCUUAAGCAAUGAAGAUAUCAUGUAUGCAGCUGGCUUUUUGGAAGGCUAUCUCACAGCUCCGCACAUGUAUGACCAUGCUGCAAAUAUGUAUCCACAGUUAAUUAAGAAUCCCAUCGUUCGAAGUGGAGUUCAGAAUUUCAUGGCGAGACAAGAUCAAUGGACGAGACAACAAAUCAGAAAUAAUAAGGAUGACCCAUUUUGGAGGCAUGCUGGCUAUAUUAUUGCACAGCUGGAUGGUCUGUACAUGGGAGCCCUCGAGUGGGCUAAACUACACAAACAAACACCACUGAGCAUCUUUGAUGUCCAGUUUCUGAAUGCAGUUGGAGACCUGUUAGACCUCAUUCCUGCAUUAUUUGAGUAUUCUGCAAGGGGUGGACAAUGCAAUGUGGAGCCAGGAAGCCAUGGGAAGUAUCAGUGGGAUAUGGGUCACUGCUCUGCACUCAUCAAGGUUCUACCUGGAUAUGAGAAUAUAUAUUUUGCCCAUUCCAGCUGGUUUACAUAUGCAGCCACACUGAGAAUAUACAAGCACUGGAACUUUAAUAUAGUUGAUCCAGACACUAGGACUGGCCGUGUCUCAUUCAGCAGUUACCCAGGCUUUUUGGUGUCCCUGGAUGACUUUUACAUACUAGGCAGUGGAUUGGUAAUGUUGCAGACUACCAACAGUGUGUUCAACCAAAGCCUCAUUAAGCAAGUGGUGCCAGAAUCCCUGUUAGCUUGGCAGAGGGUGCGCAUUGCUAACAUGAUGGCAGAUGAUGGCAAAUCUUGGGCAGAAACCUUCUCGAAGUGCAACUCAGGGACCUACAACAAUCAGUACAUGGUGCUGGACCUGAAGAAGGUCAAGCUGCAGAAGAGCCUUGAUGAGGGUGCAUUGUACAUUGUUGAGCAGAUCCCAACCCUUGUGGAGUAUUCUGAUCAAACAAAUAUUCUCCGGAAAGGUUACUGGCCUUCAUACAAUAUUCCUUUCCAUGAAAAGAUUUACAAUCUUAGUGGGUAUGCGGCGUAUGUUGAGAAGUAUGGCAUGGAUUUCUCUUACGAGCUUGCUCCAAGAGCAAAAAUCUUCCGUCGAGACCACAGCAAGGUGACCAGUUUGGAAAGCAUGAAGUACAUCAUGAGAUACAACAACUACCAGCAUGAUCCUUAUGCUGAGCAUAAUCCUUGCAACACCAUUUGCUGUCGGGAAGACCUGAAUCCUUCUUUUCCAGUGCCUGCAGGCUGCUACGACUCCAAGGUGUCAGACUUCCGCCUGGCUUCAGCGUUCACAGCCACCGCCAUCAACGGCCCCCCGGUGCAGGGCGGUCUUCCUGUUUUCACCUGGAAAAGAUUUAACCACACACGGCACCAGGGCCUGCCAGAAUCAUACAACUUCCAUUUCGUCACCAUGAGGCCUAUCCUGUAAAACCAGCAUCAAUAUUCCCAAGUAGUUUUGGGUUGUUUUUUUUUUAACAGAAAUUUUCAUUCCUGUGUGUAAUAAAUCAACCUGAUGGCCACA